Messenger RNA from Camellia sinensis, 2425 nucleotides. Lineage: Eukaryota; Viridiplantae; Streptophyta; Magnoliopsida; Ericales; Theaceae. The record is from RefSeq and is a predicted model, not a curated record.
UUUUUUUUUUGGAUACAUUGAGGUAUACAAGGUUCUGGGUUGACUCCGAUGAUUUAUAUUCACAUUUCGAGGAACCCAUCAUUGGCUUGUUUGUAGCUUCCUCGAUUGUUUGAAUUGAAUUGAGUUGGUUGGUUAGGUUUAUCAAGUUGCGUUUUGAUGAAUUCGUGCUGCAACGAGCUCGUGUCGUACUAGGUUUGAAAUCUUGGUGAAGAUUACCAGGCAAUGGUGAAAUUGGAGCGCGAGUAUGUAAAUAUGCAGGUUCUUUGGCAGCUGACUUAACCUAAUUCAAUCAAGUGCCAACUCUGAAGUGGAGAAAAUGUCUUACAUCUGAAGCUUAUUAAUCAGAGAUCUGAACAGAUCCGUCGAAUUGAUCCUCCACCACCACCGCCAUGGCUUCCUCUUCGACACCCGAACGCCUCCGCCUCCCCAACACCGAUCCUCCACCACCACCGCAGCAGAUCCGCAGCAGAUCACUUCCUCUUCGACAUCACUCAUCGCCUCCUCCGUCGCAGAUCUGCUGAUCCUCCACCACCACCGUCCUCUGUCGCAGAUCUCGACAAUUUUAGAUCUCCUUUCUUUUUUUGUCUGAAGUGGUAGAGCUGAAGGGAUAUCAAUCAUGGGUGUCUCUGGGAAGUGGAUUAAAGCAUUGGUUGGCUUAAAGAAAUCAGAAAAAUCACAAUCAUCAAAUAAGGAUGAAUAUAGAACUCGAAAAUUCCAGCACCAGAGAAAGCAUUCAGUUGAGAUUGAUGCUGACGUAAUUCAAGAUGACUUCAAUCACAAUGCUGCUCCACCAAUUGUAGAUGCAAACAUCCUUUCAAUCCCAGAUGCUGCUGGUUCUCCAUCAAGCUUGCUGCAAGUGCAGGAUGCAGUUCAAGAUCAACAGAAUAUGAGAGAAGAAUGGGCGGCCACAUGCAUCCAAACAACUUUUCGAGGAUUUUUGGCUAGGCGAGCUUUACGAGCUUUGAAAGGUUUGGUAAGACUUCAAGCCCUGGUUAGGGGCCAUGCUGUGAGGAAGCAAGCAGCAAUUACUCUUCGUUGUAUGCAAGCGCUAGUGAGAGUUCAGGCUCGUGUUCGAGCUCGGCGUGUUUGUUUGUCUUUGGAAAGUCAAACAGCACAAGAAACACUUCAGCAACAACUUGAACAUGAGGCUUGUGUUCGAGAAAUUGAGGAGGGAUGGUGUGACAGUGUAGGAUCUGUCAAAGAAAUUCAAGCCAAAUUGUUAAAGAGACAGGAGGCGGCGGCCAAGCGUGAGAGAGCAAUGGCGUAUGCUUUGGCUCACCAGUGGCAGGCAGGAUCAAGGCAACAUCAAGCUCUCUCUGGGUUUGAAGCAGAUGAAAGCAACUGGGGCUGGAACUGGUUGGAGAGAUGGAUGGCUGUUCGUCCAUGGGAAAACCGAUUUCUCGACAUCAAUCUCAAGGAUGGAGUGAGAGAGAAUGGAUCAGCUGAAGGAAAGAAUGGUAUCAGCACCUUGUUAAAAUCUGCUGGUAAGAAACCCAUUCCUUCAAACCUUCAUUCCAACCUGUCAAAUCACAAAAUGGGUCCCUCUCAAUUGGACGGUUGUAACUCUUCACCCAACAAGUCCACAAGCAUGCAAGAAGCAACGACCACACUGUUUACCAAGCCAAAGUCUAAGUCACCUCUUGAAGAUUUGGUUGAAGAAGCUGGUUCAAGAACUGGUAUUGGGUUGAGAUCCCACAGCAAUCCUAAAGAGAGAUCUGUGCUUUUAGAUCAGCAAGCAAAGAAGCGAUUAUCUCUGCCUAAUAGCGUACGAAGGCUUGGAUCUCAAAGCACCAGGCAACCUAGUAGAACUGCUUUAAAAAGGACACCCCCACCAAAGCCUGUGAUGCAUAAGCCGAAGUUAAAUGGAAUUGACAAACCCGAUGAAAUUUGUUCCACAGGCACUUGAUCUUUAGCUUCAAGACUCUCAUCAAAGAUCUUUCUUCACGAAUUUGCUGCCUUUUCAGUUUGUACAUAUUGGUUGGCAGAGUUGAGGCAGGCUUGUCGGAGAAAUAAGAUAAGCGGGAUUCAAUUAGGGCUGUUGUAAUCAGUUGUUAUUGUCAUUAUUUUAAUCAGGAAGUACUAAAAGUUGAAUGUCGGAGUUUCUGACCUGCUGUUGUCCUGUCAAGGCAUGUGUUGUCGUGUUGUCUUAUCUCAUUCUCUGAUUGUUGAAAGUUGAAGUAUAAUCUUGAUCGAACCUACCCAUGAAUGGAGAUCAGAGAAUGCAAUACGCCUGAAAGAGAGAGAAUGUUGUAAGUAGGUGUGUAUUCCAUGAAGGAGGUGUGUAACUAGCAUUCAUUUGUUGUUUCUUAUGAGAUGGAUGCCUAUUGAAAAUGUUUUUAGUUUCCACUAAUGCUUCAUUUGUUUGUUUAGAUGGAAAACAUUUUGUAAUGGUGAACAUUUUUUACGGAAAUCUUUUUUCAGAAAA